Molecule: messenger RNA, 1308 nt
Organism: Neoarius graeffei (lesser salmon catfish)
Lineage: Eukaryota; Metazoa; Chordata; Actinopteri; Siluriformes; Ariidae
Gene: fezf1
Product: FEZ family zinc finger 1
Exons: 4
Coding region: 1-1308 (435 amino acids)
Biological process (GO): regulation of transcription by RNA polymerase II
Cellular component (GO): nucleus
Molecular function (GO): DNA-binding transcription factor activity, RNA polymerase II-specific; RNA polymerase II cis-regulatory region sequence-specific DNA binding
Source: RefSeq, a predicted model, not a curated record
AUGGAGAGCCCGCUGUACCCCCCGGCGGGGAUAUACAACACCCCUUCACCAUCCACGGCAGGAGGAAGCAUGGCCACCAGCGCCAAACCCCUGGCGUUCUCCAUCGAGCGGAUUAUGGCCCGGACGCCGGAACCCAGGUCGAUGCUUUCUCUCCCGAGCUCUGUGCAGCACAGUGCGGCGCGAAAGACCGACACGCGGCUGUCACUCGCUGUGCCUCCGUCCCCGCUGCACUGCGUGCUGCCGCUCGUCCCGCUCGCCUACGAGCCCGCGCACAAACUGCACAGACUGGAGUCGAGCCGCAGUGAGCCCGAGUUCCCCUACAGCGCCAGGGACCUUAUCAGCAUCAGCGCCAAGGGCGAGCAGCGGGACGCAGCGCCGGCGGUUGGACAGUACAAACUUUUCCGGCCGCGGGUACUUUCGCACUCGUCCGUGCACACCGCCGCGACCGCCGUGUGCUACGUGAACUGUGGUGAGAGCGCAUGCGCGCCUCCGCCCGCCGCCCUGCUCAACCUGCACCCGGUGGCCUCGUACCUGCUGAACAGCCCGUUACACUCUCGCCACAAAAGCCUUCUGGCGGAAAAAAGCCGAGGCGCGCACGGCCUGGAGUCUUACCCCGGAGCGCUGGCGCUGAAGGAGCUCUCUCACUCCCAGCUGCAGCACUACAUGAAGGAAAGCGCGCACAUCCUGUCGGAGAAACUGUUCAAGAGCUCCGCCAAGUUCCACAGCGGCUCUCCUCCUGCCGCCAAAGCCAAAGUGUUCACUUGUGAAGUGUGCGGCAAGGUGUUCAACGCGCACUAUAAUUUAACCCGCCACAUGCCCGUGCACACGGGAGCCAGACCGUUCGUGUGCAAAGUGUGCGGCAAAGGAUUUCGCCAAGCGAGCACACUCUGUCGCCACAAAAUUAUUCAUACUCAGGAAAAGCCGCAUAAAUGCCAUCAGUGCGGGAAAGCGUUUAACCGGAGCUCCACUCUGAACACGCACGCGCGCAUCCACGCCGGAUACAAACCUUUUGUGUGUGAAUUCUGUGGAAAGGGAUUCCACCAAAAAGGCAAUUACAAAAAUCAUAAAUUGACCCACAGCGGCGAGAAACAGUUCAAGUGCAAUAUCUGCAACAAAGCCUUCCACCAGGUAUACAACCUGACUUUCCACAUGCACACGCACAACGACAAGAAGCCCUUCACCUGUCCCACAUGCGGUAAAGGCUUCUGCAGGAACUUCGACCUGAAGAAGCACAUACGGAAACUCCACGACGCUUCACCGGACCCGCACUCACCGGGAACCCCGACAGAGCAGCGCGAAGCCCAGUGA